Lodderomyces orthopsilosis Co 90-125 is the source of this 963-nucleotide messenger RNA. RefSeq names its product Eaf3p (gene EAF3). Gene Ontology annotation, biological process: chromatin organization; regulation of DNA-templated transcription. Gene Ontology annotation, cellular component: NuA4 histone acetyltransferase complex; Rpd3S complex; nucleus. The transcript has a single exon. The record is from RefSeq and is a predicted model, not a curated record. Lineage: Eukaryota; Fungi; Ascomycota; Pichiomycetes; Serinales; Debaryomycetaceae. Bases 1 to 963 code for a protein of 320 amino acids.
AUGGUCGAUUUAAAACCAAAUCAAAUGGUAUAUGCAUACCAUGGGCCACUCAUAUAUGAGGCUAAAAUCUUGAAAACGAAGAGUGCAAAGGAUUCCUUCGUAUUGAAUUCUGAUCUACAACAAGAGUCAUUAGAACUGAAUCACAAAUUCAAUGCUAAAAAGUGGGAUAAUGUUACUUGCUACUUUUUACAUUAUCAAGGAUGGAACCUGAAAUGGGAUGAAUGGGUAGGUAUCGAUAGAAUAUUGGAAAUCAACGAUGAAAACAAGUUCAAGAAGCAAGAGUUGGAACAAUUGACGAAGAGGAAACGAGUUAAAAGAGAAUCCUCGGUUGGAGCAACGGAUUCGUCAAGCAAAAAUGCACAUGGAAAUAAGAAGUCAAAAAGUAAUAGUGCUGGUUCCUCGUCUACAAACAACUCAAGUUCCCAAUCCAAAGCAGCAAAGAAGGCAAUUACUGUGAAUCUUUCGUUCCCUCCCGCGUUGAAAUACUUGCUAGUUAACGAUUGGCAAUAUAUUACCAAGGAUAAAAAAUUAGUAGAUUUACCGAGCCAACAUAGCGUAUCGGAUAUUCUACAAGACUACAAAAUAUGGAGAUCAAAAAACCUUCAAGCUCAUCAAGUAUCAAUCUUGAUUGAAAUAUUACAAGGUUUAGAAGUUUACUUUGACAAAUCAUUAAGUUUACUAUUAUUGUACAAGUAUGAAAAUUUACAAUAUUUGGAUUUGUUGAAAAACAACACUAUAACACAGGACCAGAGUCAAGUUCACGUUUAUGGAUUAGAACAUUUACUACGGCUAUUAGUAUCAUUACCGGGGCUUAUCAGCCAAACGACGAUGGACGCAUUGAGUAUAAAUGUGUUGAUUCUGGAAGUGGAAGAGUUGUUAAAGUUUUUGAAAAAUAGAAUAGAUGCCUAUCAAAAUGAGUAUGUGUACACAAGUCCGCAGUAUGAUAGUUUAGCCAGGUCUUAA